GAGCGCAGGGGCGGGCGCCCGGCGCGGCCAUGGGCUCGCGGGUGCUGCGCGCCGUCGUGCUGGGCCCCCCCGGCUCGGGCAAGGGCACCGUGUGCGAGCGCAUCGCCCGCAGCUUCGGCCUCCCGCGCCUCUCCGGCGGCCGCGUCCUGCGCGAGAGCGUCCGCGCCGGCGGCGAAGUCGGCGCCUUGGCAAAGCAGUACGUGGAGCGGGGCCUGCCGGUGCCGGACCACGUCCUCACGCGCCUGGUGACGGCGGAGCUGCAGAGGCGGCGGGGCGAGCCCUGGCUCCUCGACGGCUUCCCCCGCACGCUGGGGCAGGCCGAGGCGCUGGACCGCGUCUGCCGGCCCGACCUGGUGAUCGGCCUGCACGUGCCCUUCGAGACGCUGAAGGACCGGCUGGGCGCCCGCUGGGUGCACCCGCGCAGCGGCCGCGUCUACAACGUGGACUUCGACCCGCCGCACGUCCACGGCCUCGACGACCUCACCGGAGAGCCGCUGGUGCAGCGCCGCGACGACCGCCCCGAGGCCGUGGCCGCCCGGCUCCGCAGCUACAGGGAGGCCGCCAAGCCGGUGAUGGAGCUGUACAGGAGCAGAGGCGUCCUCCACUCGUUUUCGGGGACGGAGACGGACAAAAUCUGGCCGUACGUUUACGCUCUGCUUUGCAGCAAGAUCCCGCCGGUUCGCGCCGAGGAGGAGAGCGAGGCGCUUCUUCGCGCGGAGGACCAGGACUAGAGGCGGCCGUGGGCCCGGCGCCGGGGCUGCGCUCGGGGCGCGCCGCGGCGAGAGCGGCCCGCCCGGACGCGCCGGGCGGCGGCGGUCGCCGCGCAGUUACGGCCGGCGUCGGGAGAAAAAGCCCUCUCCGUCGGAGGCCCGGCGCGCCCGGGUGAGCGGUCUCCGUGUUCAGGCCCGCGGGCGUCCCCGCGCGUGGUCCCAGCGCGCCGGCCGCUCGCAUCGGGUGGGCGCCGCGCGCCGCGGGGAGGCCCGCACGCGCCCUUGCAUUGCUCCGCAGCACAGUUUACCGCAGAUUGCUCUAUGCGAUUUGUUUUUUUUAAAUUAUUUUCUAUUAAAUUUUUCUAUUAAAUUUCUCAGAGAAAUAAAGCUAUAAAAUGCAAGGCUUAGCCCAGUGGGAGCUGCUGAGCAACAGAGAAAAACAUUCACACUACGAUGCUCAGAAAUGUGAAGAUCACGUUUCCGGUGUUCAUAUGCAUAGCUGGGGGGAAAUAUUGGAGAUAAAAUUUAUAUUUAUGCUUUUUCCAUGAAGAGAGAUGAAAAAACUGUUACGAAAAGCUGCUAUAAGGUCUACUUUCGAUGCACUAGUUUGUGCUUAAGUUGUUUAUAGCUUUUGAUACUAUGGGAUAUGGUCAUAUUAUAACAGUUUCUCCCAAA
Molecule: messenger RNA, 1385 nt
Organism: Rhea pennata
Lineage: Eukaryota; Metazoa; Chordata; Aves; Rheiformes; Rheidae
Gene: AK4
Product: adenylate kinase 4
Exons: 5
Coding region: 30-731 (233 amino acids)
Biological process (GO): nucleobase-containing compound metabolic process
Cellular component (GO): cytoplasm; mitochondrion
Molecular function (GO): ATP binding; AMP kinase activity; nucleoside diphosphate kinase activity
Source: RefSeq, a predicted model, not a curated record